Nicotiana tabacum (common tobacco) is the source of this 867-nucleotide messenger RNA. NCBI's taxonomy places the organism in Eukaryota, Viridiplantae, Streptophyta, Magnoliopsida, Solanales, Solanaceae. The record is from RefSeq and is a predicted model, not a curated record.
AGUUCUCUGGUUGUGGCAAAUGCUGGAGACUGCAGAGCUGUACUCUGUCGCCGUGGUAAAGCUAUUGAGAUGUCGAGGGAUCACAAACCAGUUUGUUUGAGGGAAAAAGAACGCAUUGAAGCUUCCGGAGGAUAUGUGGAUGACGGUUACCUGAAUGGACAACUCAAUGUGGCUCGUGCUUUAGGAGAUUGGCACCUGGAAGGACUAAAAUCAGUUGAUGGUGGUCCCCUUAGUGGAGAACCCGAACUUAUGAGCACCAGACUUACAGAAGAGGACGAGUUUCUCAUAAUAGGCUGUGAUGGUAUAUGGGAUGUCUUCAUGAGCCAAAAUGCUGUGGAUUUCGCUCGUCGAAGGCUCCAAGAACACAAUGAUCCAGUGAUGUGCAGCAAAGAUCUCGUUGACGAGGCUUUGAAAAGAAAGAGCGGGGACAAUCUAUCAGUGGUUGUGGUGUGUUUUAAGAAGCAGCCACCUCCUAACUUGGUUGCACCACGUGGAAGGGUACAUAGGAGCAUUUCUGCAGAAGGUUUGAAGGAGUUGCAGAGCUUCUUGGAUACCUUGAAAGAUUAAGACGAUAAAUCGUGGUCUUUUUGUUUUAUUUUCUUUUAGUUUUUCGGUUGUCGUAGGAUUUCUUUUCUUAGGUGUUAAAGAUCCCUCCUCCCUUCUUUUCCAUGUUCUUUUUCCUCCCUUUGUUGUUUCUCAUUCUUGUAGUUUAUGCUGAAAUGGUUAGAUAAUGGGAGAGAAUAACAAACCAACUGUAACAUAUGCGGCUCUGUUCUCUGAUUACCAACAUUUAUGUGUUUUAGGUGGUUCUGAACCUUCUUGGUAAUCUUGAUUUAUGCUAAUAUUUCCAUUAAGUUUCUCAUUGAA